AUGAACCUCUUGGACGUCAUCACAGCCUUCUCAUUCGGGCCCCAUGUCCCCUACAUCACCCAACCAUUGGAUAACUCUUUCGAAUGCGCAGACGAACGUUUCGUUCUGGCAACCUACACCUCCCCUCGUUUCGCGCCCCUCCGAACGCACCAAUAUAGCGUAACGCAUUACACCCGCAUAGUGCACCGAAGAUGA
Molecule: messenger RNA, 195 nt
Organism: Laccaria bicolor S238N-H82
Lineage: Eukaryota; Fungi; Basidiomycota; Agaricomycetes; Agaricales; Hydnangiaceae
Exons: 2
Coding region: 1-195 (64 amino acids)
Source: RefSeq, a predicted model, not a curated record